Molecule: messenger RNA, 4766 nt
Organism: Lineus longissimus
Lineage: Eukaryota; Metazoa; Nemertea; Pilidiophora; Heteronemertea; Lineidae
Product: glycerophosphocholine cholinephosphodiesterase ENPP6-like
Exons: 8
Coding region: 82-1716 (544 amino acids)
Source: RefSeq, a predicted model, not a curated record
UAAGGACGAUUGGGAGCGAAACCACUUGGGACGAAAAGGUCAUGGAGCGGAACGACUGUUUGCCCUUGAAAUGCCCGACACAUGUAUCCGUUUUCAUCACAACAAACACAUUUUUGUCGAUUUCUCUUCAAGAAACACAAUAAAUAUCAACAUUGGAAUAAUCUACCUGUUUACCAAAUAAAAUGGACAAACUUUCGAGAUAUUUAUGACGACAUUACAAGCGAAAAAAGUCAAAUGCCAAGCGCAGAAAAGAUUCCGCGGUUCAGAUUUGGGCAACGUCAGGCCGAAGCCUCUUUCACUAAAAGAAAUAAAGAUGAAGACUUCAAUCAUACCCAGCGUGCUCCACCAAGUUGCUACUUGAAAUAUCUGUGUCCGUACCUCCUGUUAUUGUUGAUGAUGAGCCAGGUCCAGUGCACACUGGGCGCGGGAAAUAAACUCCUCGUCUUACUCGUGGAUGGCCUGCGCUGGGAUUAUGUCAAUCAAGCCGAUCUGCCGGGUUUCCAGACGCUGUUUGAGUCGGGUUCUCAUGUACAUCAUAUUGACCCAGAGUUUCCAACACUGUGCUAUCCAAACUAUUACUCCUUUGUGACCGGUCUCUUCCCUGAGAACCAUGGAAUGAUUGGUAACAACAUGUAUGAUUCAAUCAAAAAUGAAUAUUUUUCAAGUUCAAUGAACACUAGCGCUCACUGGUGGGAGGAUGGAGAACCCAUCUGGGUGACUGCGAAAAAACAGGGUAAAAGAAGUUAUCUCUUUCACUGGCCUGGCUGUAAUCGUUCAAUACGAGAUACACGGCCGGAUUAUUGUCGUCCGUACGUCUCGUUCCCAUCAAUGCAAGAAUAUAUGGGGUCCAUGGUCGAGGGACUUAAUGCGUUACAUAAUGACUCGGCAGAUUUUGUAGGUCUUUACAAUGAGCAUCUAGACAUGGUCGGCCAUCGCUACGGACCAAAUUCGAAACAACUCCGCAACAUGCUCAUCGACCUUGAUAAAACAAUCGUCUUCCUUCUUCAAGACUUAACCGAGCGUGGCCUUAGGGACAAGGUCAAUGUCCUACUCCUUUCAGACCACGGUAUGACAGACAUAUCCAUGGAGCGUAUCAUUGACCUCAGGCGCUACAUUUCAAAAAGAGAUUUGGCGCAGACCCUCGAUGGUGGCUCGUACACGAAUAUUUGGCCUCUCCGACAUGUGACAGACAAGGUGUACAAGAAACUGAAGAAUGCUCAUCCAAACAUGACGAUUUAUCAAAAACAUACGCUUCCCGACGUUUGGCAUUAUCAACACAGCCACCGUGUGGCACCACUAACUGCUGUGGCUGAUAACGGAUGGUACAUCUUAACGUACACCAAUGGUUAUGUUGUCUACACGGAGAAGAAGCGACCAGCUUUAGGUUGGCAUGGUUACAGCAGCCAGGAGCCUGACAUGUGGCCAAUGUUUGCAGGAAGUGGUCCAGACAUUGUCCGCAAUCAAACCCUCCCCUCCAUCCGUAUGACAGACAUCUACCAGAUGAUGUGUCACCUCCUUAAAAUUGAACCGGCGCCGCACAAUGGGACAUGGCCACGCGUCGAGCGAAUGAUUGCGACCACAAUGCAAGAUCCUAUUCAUGGCGUCCAUCAAGCUCCUGUUGUGAUAUUGGGGACACACAGUCAAGGCCAACCGUUGACCUUGAACUUUGUGACCUUGACCUUAGGUCUUUUGCUGGCCAUGUUUAUGGUCUCAUGAUAAUAGCAAUUGAUCUAAUUUCGAGAGAAUUAAAAUUUAUAAUAUUUGAUGUGGCCAGUGGUCAAGGUCUGCGUUAAUUUUGUCGAAAACCAACUUUGUCACUGUCACAUUGAAUAUAUUGAUUUAAAAUGUUUUCAGAGGCCAACCUCUGUUGCUUGCUUAUGUGCAUAGAAGCAAAAUAGAGGCAAUUAUCAAAGCUUGUUGACGCAGUGUAGAAAGGGAUAUAAUUUUAGAUUAUUUGAAUGGAAAAUAUUUUGUUGUGGCCAGUGUUCAAAAUCUGCGUUAAUUUUGUCAAAAACCAACUUUGUCUCUGUCGCAAUGAAUAUUUUUGAUUCACAAUCUUUUCAUAUCAAAGCAAAUUCAAAAAAAUUAUUGGCGCUUGUUGGUGCGGUGUAGAUAGUGAUAUCAUUUCAAAUAUUUGAACAGAAAAUAGUUUUGACGCUGCCAGUGUUCAAAGUCUCUGUUGCUUUUGUUGAAAACCAACCUUGUCUCUGCCUUGUGGCAUAUUUUCCGUUCUAAAUAUUUUCACCUAUCCGCCUUGGCCAGUUGCUGAUGUGAAUAACAAUCGGGGAAAUAUUUCGAUGUGGCCAGUGUUCAAAGUCUGCGUUAAUUUUGUCGAAAACCAACUUUGUCACGGUCACAUAGAAUCUUUUCACCUAUCAAUGUUGGUCUGUUGUUGAUGUGUAUCAAAACAGAGAAAAUAUUUUGAUGAGGCCAGUGUUCAAAGUCUGCGUUAAUUUUGUCGAAAACCAACUUUGACUCGGACUCAGUCUAAUAUUUUCCUCUAUGAGAGAAAGUUGUCCAGGAUUGUUUGAAGAACUUUAACACCAAUCCCUGGAUGGCACCACUCCUAAACAUCUGUGAUUCCCUCCAACAAGACACCAGCUGUAUUUUCAAUUCCAAGUGUCUGGAAAUGUCCAGUGACACAAGCAGUGAUUUGAUAUAUCUAGUGGAAUUCUGGUGCAUAUGAGUAUUAUGACAUUGCACUGUGAUCAACACGUGAAGCUGAUAAUGGCGUCACCUUCGGUGCCAAUGCUGCCCGGGAUCUGUAGUUAGGGUACAAGUACCUAGCCAUAACCCUGUCUAGACACACAUCAUCAACUGGGUUGCACUUCAUGUAGCAGACUAAACUAAUGCUAGUCUUUUGACAUGCUGAAAUCAGGUUAUACGUGUAUUUUAUCGGUAUUUUAAACAACUUGUGAUGUAUUGAAAUCAAGAAAAUAUUCUGAUGGGACCAGUGUUCAAAGUCUGUGUUAGUUUUUGUUGAAAACCAACUUUGUCUCUGUCUCAUCGAAUAUUUUCGAGUAAGACAUUUUGAUACAAGAGUACUGGAGAUAGACGUUUGUGAACUUUACAGCAGUAGUCCAUAUUAAUCAAAUGGAUGAUAGAAAUAGGUGUUGUUGUAAGGGAUUUGGAAUGAAGAAUAAUCACACGGAGCCGAUACUUAAAGUCUGCGUUAAUUUUGUUGAAAACCAACUUUUUAUUGUCUCUGGAAGAUUAUUUUCCAUUCCAAAUAUCUUAAACUUAUCAGUAGGUGAUAGUUGUAAGCUAGUAGAAAUGAAAAUCAUUUGUUAACUUUCAAAAGACUGUACUUUUCAUCAUUCCUAGAUGACAAUGCAAGUGGGGGAGUGCUCAUCUUCAUUUUCAUACUUUUGGCUGAGUAUUUUGAGAUUAUGGGCUCCUAUUAUAAGAAAGGUAUAAGCCCAAGUAGUUAAGGAUGAUUAAGAAUGGAGGUUUCUUUAGCUGAAUCUCACUAUACACAGUACAUGUAUAUUCUGAAUAUUUUUGUCGAAUUUAGAGCUUUCCAUAGCAACUCAUAUCAAACUUGUUAUUGCUUGAGCUGAAACGUGUUUUUAUUCCAACUGCCGUACUCACCCAUGUGAGAUGUCAGGUUUUUCUGACUAUAACUACUUCCAAGAGCUCAGACACACCAUUAUUGUGUACUGAUAUACCAUUUGGCUAACAAGCAGUUGCAUUUUGGGGCUUGGGAGUCACAACUUAAAGCGAUACUCAUUUUGGUUCUGACUGACCAAUUUGACAGUCUUCGACGUCACAACGCAAUGUAUGCGAUGAUGCACUCAAAUGCAUUUUAAAAAACGUAGAAAAAGAGAGAAGAGUCAAAGCACAUCUGCUGCAGUCGAGGUAUGACCGUGGACUCAAAUGCAUGUUGUUAUGUCCCCAGAAAUCUGGCCCAUUGUAGUGAAGUGGUUUAAAAAAGGACCAGAAUGUUGUUCAAUGCAAAUGACUUCCAUCUGUAAAAGUUGUGAUUCUCAACCUCGGUAUCAAUAAUAGGGAACUUAAUAUCAAUCAUGACAACAUUACUACACUAGGGGUGGUUCAACUUUUUCACAAGAGUACAAACCAUAUGCAAGGGAGAGUGGUUAAUGACAUUUGUAUGCUUUUUUUGUUCCGUGGAAAUGUUGGUCAAUAUUUUCUAUCAACCUCCUUUUCACCAUCGUCCCAUGACAUUUUACCUCCAAGUCUGAUUUUCUACCUGUCAGUCUCAUUACGUCGCAACCAUAUACCCUCCACAAACAGUUUAUUUGAAAAGUGAAUACUUUUUUCGUUACAUCAGAUAUUUGGCUCUGGUGUUAUUUACUGUGAAAUGGAAAGGGGGCAACAUUCCAUUUUCCUGUCAACACUUAGAGGGGGAGGGGGGCAUGAAACAGAGCAUUCUCUGUACUCAUGUGAAAAUGUUGAAUCACCCGUUACUUUAUGAGCAAUGUCCAGAGUGCUUUCAGCUGACCAAUCAGAUGUAUUGAAAUUACAACGGCCCAUAAUUGGUCAAACAUGUCAACAGUCUGAUGGAGCAGCAAUCAAUUGAUGCUCAAUUUACUUAGCAAGAAUUAUAAAUUGUGACCCAUCACACUGAAUUGGAUGAUACUUGAUAUUACUUAGGCUGUAUGUUGAUUUUAUUUAAUUAUUGUAAGACUGCUAGCAAUGAGCGAAAUACAAUUUGAUAUAAUAAACGUGCUACGACAUGCAUGAACUAGAUAAACUUUAUGAUGUUAUGUUCAAAAAUAUCAAUAGCCGGGAAAGAAUAUGUAAUA